CAGUCAGUUCGUGCGAUAAGAAAUCCGCGUGUUUUUUUACAAAUUGUCCGAUUAAUUGUUAAUUAAUUGUCUAUUAAUUCAUUUUUUCGUGUAAAAUGGAGGAGAACUGUCGAGCUACAAUCGAUUUCAUCCCGCAUACCUCCCUUGUGAAAAUUUUAGAGCAACUGAGCGUUUUGGAUCAACAUGAAGCCGGAAUGGUAAACAAAUCGUGGUUCAAUGCCGUUUACCGAAAUCCCCGCAACACGGGAGUACUUUCACUCAACUUUGGAAACGUCCUUUUGGACGAUCUCGAGCCUCCUCUCAGCUAUUUUCGUCAUUCUACGAUUCCAUACACUCGCCUGGUCCUUAGCGGUGGCAUUCACCUGGGAACUGUUGAUCAGUUUUUCGCCAAAAUCGGGGAGACGCUCGAGGAUCUCGUCAUCAGACACUUUGUUCUGAAGAAAAAGUACGAAAAAUAUGCAUUUUCGGCUGGGCGUCUUGCUGAUAUUCUGGAAAACAUGCAAAAAUUGAGAUCUUUGGAAAUUUGUUGGAGCUUCCAAACGGAGUUUAUGAACGGAAAUACAGUUUUUCAGCGACAAAAUGGUGAAAAAGUAUUAAAAGCGUUGGAAAAUGUUCGAGAAUUUCGAUUAAUCGCGCGCGAUGUCACAGCCGAGCAAUUCCUGUCGCUCGUUACGCCAAUGAAGCAUUUGGAGUCCUUGUAUGUCGAUAUCAAGUACACAACGGCGUUUUUGCAGCAAGACGGCAAAAAAGCCGCCGACUGGUUUGUGAUUUUGCAAAUAAUUAAAGAGCAUGCGAGUACGUUGCGUCAUUUGUUCCUGAAUUUAUGUUCGAUUGAUGCGCAGCAAGAAGUUCCCCUGAAUAAGAAGGAAUUUUUGACGCAGUUGCAACGAAUUCGGGCUUUGGAGUUGGAAAGUUUUUCCCUAAAUCUCGCAUAUGACCUGAGCAACAACUUUUUGUACCAAUUUUUCCAUAAAUUCUCGAGUACUUUUACGACGUUGGGUCCUGUGCCGAAAAAUGACGUUCCCACACAACCGAUGGAAAUAACGCCCGCCAAUUUAGGAAUUAUCGUCCAAACCUUGCCUCGUUUGCGUUUCAUCAAUGUCAAAGUUACUCGUCCUUUAAAGGAUUUGACGAUUUUCAAUCAUCUUCUGGAGCUGCGUGUCCUAAAUUUGAACGUUCACACCUUCGAUCGCUCGCAUCAUCUAUUCCAUCGUCAAUCACAAGAUUUGCCGUUUAAAAAACCCGCUAUAAAUCCCAAAAUGAAGCAUCUCGUCAUCAAUGGCGCCUCCAAUCAUUACGCACAUCGCGUUUUGUGCAUCAAAUGUGUCAUGUACAUGACGAUUAUUUUCCCGAACGUCACACGUCUCGAGCUGAAUGUGAAUGUCGAGGAAGGUCUCAACGACCAAGCGAUGCGUUUAAUCUUCCAUCACCUCACAAAUUUGGAAGUUUUGGGUGCAAACAAUUGCAAGGAACUCACAGACGACGGAUUUACAGGAACUUUUACGAAAAACGAAAAUUUCACGAUUAUCAAAAAACGUCACGAAAACUUUUCCAUCGGAAAUUUGAAGAAACUCCGGACAGUUUUGCUCUAUCCACUCGAUUAUAUCACGGAUGCCACCUUCAUUGACGGUAUUUCAAAGAUCACGGGAUUGAAACGGAUCGCUAUGACAGGUUUGGAAGAAAUAACCGCCACCGGAAUUGAAGCUCUUGCCGACGGAUGUCCGAAUCUCGAAGUGAUUUUCUUCGAAAACUGCACGCAGUUCGACGAGAGAUUCGUGAAAUUCCUCCUCGCUCGCAUGAUUCACCUGAAAUACAUGAAACUCGGUACCUCGAUGUACUUUCCCGAUGAAAUUAUCAACAUUCCGGGCAUUGAAUUGCUCUCGGAUCGUGUCACUGGGGAACGUACCGUCGUUUGGAGAGCACAUAACUUUUACAAAUGCGGCACUGGGCAAUUCCCGUUGAACGUCUUAAACUUACAAUUGUAAUUUUUUUAAACAAAUUUCUUCUUGUUUCAAUACAUUUUCAACGUUCAAGUGUAAAAUUUUUUGAAUUUA
Culicoides brevitarsis is the source of this 2054-nucleotide messenger RNA. RefSeq lists its product as uncharacterized. The record is from RefSeq and is a predicted model, not a curated record. The transcript has 3 exons. The coding region runs from base 96 to 1985 and encodes 629 amino acids. Lineage: Eukaryota; Metazoa; Arthropoda; Insecta; Diptera; Ceratopogonidae. Gene Ontology annotation, cellular component: cytoplasm.